GUAUGGUGUGGCUCUGCCGCCGGUGGCGCUGCCGUCUGGUCUCUUCCCUUUCUCUUUCUCCAAAGGCACUCUCCCUCUUCCCUCCCUCUCCCCUCAUCUUAGACUUGCCUUACCCUCAACAUCCAAACCCCAUCUUACAAAUAAUAAAAAAUAAAUAAAAAAAAAAUAAAUAAAGCAAAAAUCCCAUCUCCUGUCAUCCCAUUUCCCAUCCUGUAAAUCUCAGUAGAAUCUCCAUUAAAAUCAGAUUCUUUAGUAAUUGGGACACGUAUGCAUCACUCUACCUCACACAGGCAAAAAAGAAAGAGAAAGCUGGAACCUUCCUUCACUCUUCAUUCCCAUUUCCCAUUCCCAACCCAACCAGAAACACCCCUUUUUUUUUUUCCUUUCUCCUUUCUCAUCGCCUGGAAUUGGAUCCAUCAACCCCACUUCUCUUCUUGUUUCAUUGGAAUUGGAAUUGAAAUUGAAAUCUUGGGUUUUUGAUGCCAGAUCCUUCCUCCCACUCCUACUCCUACUGUCGCCCGCCAGCCAUUCAAUUCAAUGCCAGUUUCAUCAGAUCCAUUUAGAGAAAAUUAUUCAUCUCCGUUCUCCUUUCCUCCUUUGACAAUUGACAUUCAAGAUUAUUAGCAUUUUUGUCUUUUUUACAACUGCACCACUCACUGGACUGCAAUGUCAGGGGUGGUUGUUCAUGGUAAUGAUGACUUUGACAUCUCUGAGGAGGAUGAGAGGAGGACUUCCAAAAUUGGGAAUCUUAAAAAGAAGGCCAUUAAUGCUUCCAACAGAUUUACUCAUUCCCUCAAGAAAAGAGGCAAGAGGAAGAUUGAUUCCUCAACCGCCGCCCUACCACCUCAACUUUCUAUUCAGGAUGUCAGGGAUGCCAAUGAGGAGACUGCUGUUCUUCAUUUCCGUCAAACCCUUCUCCACAGGGAUUUGCUCCCUCCCAGACACGAUGAUUACCAUACCUUGUUGAGAUUUUUAAAAGCUAGAGACUUUAACAUUGAAAAAACAAGCCAGAUGUGGGAGGAGAUGCUUAGGUGGAGGAAGGAAUAUGGAACAGAUACCAUACUGCAGGAUUUUGAGUUUCAAGAGUUGGAACAAGUCUUGCAAUAUUACCCCCAAGGUUAUCAUGGAGUUGACAAGGAAGGGAGGCCUGUCUACAUUGAGAGGCUUGGGAAAGCCCAUCCCAGCAAGCUUAUGCGGAUCAUUACCAUUGAACGAUAUCUCAAGUACCACGUCCAAGAGUUUGAGAGGGCUCUUCAGGAGAAAUUCCCUGCUUGUUCCAUUGCAGCAAAGCAACGGAUUUGUUCAACCACGACUGUAUUGGAUGUACAGGGAUUGGGCAUGAAGAAUUUUAGUGUGACUGCCGCAAAUCUUUUGGCUGCCAUGACUAAAAUAGAUAACAAUUACUACCCUGAGACAUUACACCGGAUGUACAUUGUCAAUGCUGGUUCUGGAUUCAAAAAGAUGCUUUGGCCUGCUGCCCAGAAAUUUCUUGAUCCAAAGACAAUUGCAAAGAUACAGGUUAUGGAACCUAAAUCUCUGCAUAAGCUACUGGACGUCAUUGACUCAAGUCAAUUGCCUGACUUCUUGGGCGGCUCAUGCACUUGUUCAGUUGAAGGAGGUUGUCUAAGGUCCAAUAAAGGUCCCUGGAAAGAUCCUGAGAUAAUGAAGCUUGUCAAUAAUGCACAAGGAAUAUUUGGUAGGCAGAUCACCAGGGUAUUUAAUGACCAGCUAGAUCAUGACUCCUACAUUCGGAUACGGCCAUUAAAGGGAAGGACUAGUGACACAUCGGCUGCAGAAUCAGGGUCAGAUAUUGAUGAUCCUUGUUCUCCAGUUGAGCGAAGGAGUUUUGCAUUUCCUUGUUUAGCUCCAGUUCACGAAGAGGUUAAGAUAUCAGAUCCCAUUGCUUACUACAGUUGUGAUGAUGAUAAUCUACCUCUAGAUGAGAAAACUAUAGAAAGUGAACAAAAUGUGCAAUGGUCUCAGGAUCAGUUGCCCAAGUCAAGUGAUAUACACAGCAUCCAUCACCAAGAAGAAUCUUCAUCAAAUUCAGAAGUCUCAGGUGCCUCAGUCAUCCGAUGGUUUAACACACUCAAGGAGAAGGUUGAUAGAAGAACUAUUCACUGUGUGGCAGGCAUGCUAAUGACAUUUGUUGCCAAUUUGGUUGGCUUUUGGAGAAAGCUGAACAACAUUCAUCCCUCCAAUCAGAUACAAUCCAACAUGAAUAUCAAUUCAUCAGCCACUGAAGCUGAGAAUGAAGAAGAUCAUCUGCUUCCAUGUAUGGAGCGUCUUGAGAAACUAGACAAAGCAUUUGAGGAGCUUAGCAACAAACCUCCUGAAAUUCCAUUAGAAAAGGAGAAAAUGCUUGUGGAUUCUCUGGACAGGAUCAAGUCGGUUGAGUUAGACCUUGAGAAGACAAAGAGGGUACUACAUGCUACUGUGAUGAAGCAACUUCAGAUUACGGACUGGUUGGAACGUUUACGAGAAUCCAAAUGUCAUCGAAGAAGGUUGUUUUGUUGAAUAAUUAGAGCUCAUCUUAGAAGCUACAGAUGUAAAGAGACAACCAUUGCAGCAGGAGAGGGGGUCUAGGCAGACAAGCAUGCCAUUUGAGGGCGGCUGUGUGAGUAUCAACAUCGGAGAAGGGCUACCUACUUUGUAGUUUGUUCAUCUUCUUUUCACACCUAAUACUCAACUAAAAUUAACAGUUGGCUUGUACAGAUUAGUCCAAAAGGCAUCUCCAAAUAGUGUAGAGAAGAAAAAUGUAGGUAAUAUCCCACAAUAUGGCAUGUUUUUGUUAGUUUAUUGUUACUCCUCUUCCUAUAGACAGUCAUGUCUUGCUCCCGGACUGCGAUGUACUUAACAAUUGGUGAGUAUUAUCAAUCAAAUUUUGAAUCCUUA
Rubroshorea leprosula is the source of this 2895-nucleotide messenger RNA. Lineage: Eukaryota; Viridiplantae; Streptophyta; Magnoliopsida; Malvales; Dipterocarpaceae. The record is from the annotation of a GenBank genome assembly.